Messenger RNA from Labrus mixtus (cuckoo wrasse), 1979 nucleotides. It is a transcript of the gene ankrd34c, whose product is annotated as ankyrin repeat domain 34C. The transcript has 2 exons. Gene Ontology annotation, molecular function: protein binding. Bases 190 to 1794 code for a protein of 534 amino acids. The record is from RefSeq and is a predicted model, not a curated record. NCBI's taxonomy places the organism in Eukaryota, Metazoa, Chordata, Actinopteri, Labriformes, Labridae.
AAAAAAAGGGGGGGAAACUGCGGAGAACUGCAAGAAACUUUGUGUUUUGAAUGAUUAAUUUCAUCCCUGGUUUCUUUUCCCUCCUUCCUGACAAAAAAAGCUCUGAGUACUUUGAGCAUGGAACAUCUCUCAUCUGACCAGGGCAGGGAGCUGUAAGUUCAACACUGAGGAGACCUGUGAUUGGCUGGGAUGAUGAUGGCGGACAUACUGGAGCUGCGGACAGAUGGAAACUCACUCCUGAAGGCAGUGUGGCUCAGGCGCCUGAGACUCACCCGGCUCCUGUUGGAAGGGGGCGCGUACAUCAACGAGAGCAACGAGCGCGGGGAGACGCCCCUCAUGGUGGCCUGCAUGUCCACGCACAGCGACCAGCAGAGCGUGAGCAAGUCCAAGCUCGUGAAGUAUCUGCUGGAGAACCAAGCCGACCCGAACAUACAGGACAAAGCGGGCAGGACGUCCCUGAUGCACGCCUGCAUCCACAAGGCGGGCCGCGAGGUGGUGGAUCACCUGCUGAGCAAUGGGGCGGAUCCCAGUCUGGAGGACAGGAGCGGGGCCUCCGCCUUAGUCUACGCCAUCAACGCGGACGACAAGGAGACACUAAAGCGGCUCCUGGACGCGUGCAAAGCAAAAGGCAAGGAGGUCAUCAUCAUCACCACGGACAAGUCGGCGUCCGGCACCAAAACCACCAAACAGUACCUGAAUGUCCCCCCAUCGCCGGAGCUGGACGAGAAGUCCUCCCCGGCGUACUGCACCUCUCCGUCGGACAUCGAUGUCACCGCCUCUCCUGCGCAAACCAACACAGUCUUCAGUUUCCAGACGAAGCUGAAAACCUCCACCUCGGCCUCCAAACUCUCCAACGGGCCCACGUCUCCAACGCGCAAGCCGGCGAACCCGAAGCGGGCCCGCCUGCCUCAGCUGAAGAGGUUGCAGUCGGAGCCUUGGGGGCUGAUCGCUCCGUCUGUCCUGGCUGCCGCUGCUGCUGCUGCUGCGGCCGCCCAUGAGGAGAGCAGGAAAGCCAGCUCGGAUGAGGAUGUUGUAGCAGGGGUUAACGGACUCCACCUGAGCAAAAGGUCAGCGUUGUCUCGGCAGAGCAGCGUGGACGGGAAGGAGAGCUUCUUCCCACUGGUGGGCGAGCAAGCCUGCAAAAUGAAAACCUCACUGUCUGUUCCUCUGACGUCCAAAGCAUCAUAUGAGAGAUCCCUGUGCCAGCACCAACCGCUGGCACGGCGCAGCACUGUGCCAACGGAGCAGGAGGGCCUCAGCACCUGCUGCAGCAGCGGCCUCGUCACUCUCAGAGACACGAUGCACAGGAGACGCCUCGGGAACGAUCACUACGACUCAGACUCGCAGCUCUACUCGGACUCUGCCAUGUCGGACUCACCUAAGGUGCCAUUGGAGCGCAGGAAACUGAACACCUCUCCGCUGGCGUUGCUGAACAGCUCCAGAGAGUCUCUGGACAGCAACGCCAGCCCGUCCUCUCCGAGCAUGGCGCACAGGCGGGCGCCGGGCCUCCUGGAGAGGAGGGGCUCGGGCACGCUGCUGCUGGACCACAUCUCCCACACCAGGCCCGGCCACCUGCCCCCACUCAACGUCAACCCCAACCCCCCAAUUCCGGACAUAGGGGCGAAUAGCAAGCCCUCCUCGCCCAUGGCCUCGGGUAUUAGAUCGAUAGCUCCUGUAGCACCGAACACACCAAAGAGAGGCGGCCUGAAGUCCAAAAAGAAACUCGUGAGAAGGCACUCUAUGCAAGUGGAGCAGAUGAAGCAGCUCUCUGAUUUUGAAGAGCUGGCUCAUUAGUCAGUGAUGUUUGUGAAGCACAUAGUGUGUGGGAGUGGAGAGGUUAACACCAUAAAUAAAUAGAUCCAUAGGUCCAGCUGUGUAGACUCAUGGCCAUCUAGAUGUUGAAUAAUGUGUUUAUAAAAAAUAUAGAUAUAUAUAUAUAUAUGUAUUGAAACUGAGCAAUAUAGAUAGAUUUCCACUAU